This is a messenger RNA of Guillardia theta CCMP2712, 519 nucleotides long. RefSeq lists its product as hypothetical. The record is from RefSeq and is a predicted model, not a curated record. Bases 1 to 519 code for a protein of 172 amino acids. The transcript has 2 exons. NCBI's taxonomy places the organism in Eukaryota, Cryptophyceae, Pyrenomonadales, Geminigeraceae.
AUGUCCCUCCGUGCUACCACCGUCCGUCCCCGUCCUCGAAACAACGCCCCUCGCAAUCCUCUGCUCCCUGUCAACCUGGACACCAAUGCCGUCACAAGCCUGUUCCACCUCCGUCAGGACAACGCAGCUCGGAUUCUGAAUGGGCCACAGCCUGAGGCCUCGUCGAGCUCUGUCAGUUCUUCUUCUGCCCCUGGCAGCUCUCGCCUACCGCUCGCCUCGCUCUCUCCUUCGUCCUCUCCCUCUGCCAGCUGGCAAGUCCCGUCGCCCUCUCUGAGCUCUCAGACGCCGAGGGAGUCGGGCGAGAAGAUCAACGAGGACUGGCUUGCGUGGUACCUGAAGACAGACUGGCUGGAGGAGAACGUGGACUAUCCGAUACUUCAGAUAGCCCCAGCUGCACCACGAAUCCGAGGCGGCGGAACAGAGGAGGAUGAAGAGGGUCAGAAGGGUGGGGAGGGGAAGGAAGGGCUGAGCGGAGGGAGUGAGGGUUGGGGAGUGCUAGAUGAUAGGAUGUUUACGUGA